UGGGGAAUCCUUAAUUAAUUUAUCAAUUUUCCCUGUCUUUCUGUCAUCACACACUCAACCCUACAGUCAAAACAUCAAAAUUUAAGACGAAUGAUUUACAGAACAAACAAAAAACAAAUUGGUUGCUGAUGUUACUCUGAACGAACCCUCUAUUUUGUAGUACAAUAAUAGCGCCAACCCUUGGCCACCCCUCUCUACUGCCUGCAAUGGUCCAGCCCUGAUUUGCAUAAGUUGUGUGUGGGUAGCUGCAUGAGCAGCAGUGUCGGUUUGCUGAGGGAGUGCAUGUGGACUGUACAUACACACGGGUAGAGACACAGACAGAGGAGCUGAGGAGUGUGGACUGUGUUGCACUGAACCGGACAAAGUGAUGCACUGUGCUCAUCCAGGCUCAGGCACAAGAAACAACUCAUUGAUGUACUGCUACAACAUGAAACCAGUUUAUGGGCACUCCCCCACAAAUGAUGACAUCAACCAGAACCUGUCUUUACACCCAUCCAACAAGACUAUGACCAAUGUGUUUGCAAGCACCUUCUUUGAGGGGACAAGCAAUUCGACCGACAUCUGGAAUGCUGUAAAUGGGCUGAACCAGCAGGGCUAUGAAGGUGCACUGGGAGUAGCCACAACCCACCAGACGCAGGCAGGAAACUACAGCAGUCUGCAACCAGCACAAAGUCACCAGGACUACACCUCACAUACAAUGAUGGCUGCUGAUAUGAACAGGGGUCUUCCACCCAUGUCCACUUUUCACCGCGACAACACAGCACCACACGCCCCAUCAAUCAACUCCUCAGAGAAUUCAACAGUCUCAGGGAGCCAGAGGAAUACAUCAGGCGGGUCACAGACAGGAGCCACCUUGGGCAAAGCUCUAGCAUCUAUUUAUUCCCCUGAUCACACCAGCAGCAGCUUCCCCUCCAGCUCGUCCACACCGGUGAGGACUCCGUCUCCUCUGCCCAACUCAGCUGAACCUCCAGGAACCAACAUGUGGCCGAGGAGUUCCAUUCAGGCAUCAGUUUCGCCACACUACGAGUCUACUCUAAUAUCAAUGUCUCAGGUUGAGGACCGUCUGGACAGACUAGACGACGUCAUCCAUGUCCUCAGGAACCACGCUGUGGGCCCCACAGCUGGGCUGCCCCCUGACAUCCACAGCCUGCUGCACCAGACCCACCACAGCCACCAGAACUCUGCCAACACUCUGCAGCUAACCUGUCACACACCAGCCAUGGUUGAUGCUGUCAGCAUGAACAGCAACCACGCACCCUUCCUGAGCCGCAUGGAGAACGGACACCUGUACUCAGCCAGACAGAGGAGCACUCUACAGGCAAUGCAAGGAGGUCUGAGAAUUCAGGGUAAUCUGGAGCUGAAGACUGAAAGCGGAGAAAGGGAGGAGAUGAUGCACACUAAUCACAGUCACAGCCCUGACAGCCAGAGAUCAGAUGAGGAGAGUGAACACAAAACACAUGCAGAGAGCGGCACAAGGGACAGCAUUCAUGAGGAUGAAGACCUAACCCCAGAGCAGAAAGCGGAGCGAGAACGUGAGAGGAGGAUGGCCAACAAUGCUCGGGAACGCCUGCGCGUUCGGGACAUCAACGAGGCCUUUAAGGAGCUGGGUCACAUGUGUCAGAUACACCUAAAAAGUGAGAAGCCACAGACCAAACUGUUGGUACUGCACCAAGCAGUGGGUGUCAUUCUCAGCCUGGAACAACAAGUCAGAGAAAGGAAUCUGAACCCAAAGGCAGCGUGUUUGCGGAGGAGAGAAGAAGAGAAGGCCUCUGCCAUCAUGACUGAGCCACAGUCAAUGCAUCUGGCUUUUCAUCCCAGUCUAACCGACACAGUCAAUCCAAUGGGCCAUCUCUGAACAUCCAAUAAUAACUACAUCACAUCCCAAAUCAAAUAGUUAGAGGUAUGAAAGCAGCUAACAGUAAAAGCUCUGGUCUGUGGGUUGAAUGUGCUGGUACAACAUUAUUGUUUUACAGCAAACACAGCUGGGAUUGAAGACGACAAACAGGUGAGGCCAGUGAUUGAUCACAGAAAAACAGGCUUUUGACCACAUCUGAACAAAACUUACCAAACUUAACAAACCACAUAUUUGAACAUUUUACAGCUGCAUUUUUAAUUGCCUUCACUGACACAAAAAGUGUUUAUUUAGAGAACUUGUAUCAUACAACAGAAAGACUUAUCUGAGAGUUAGCUGCAGCUGCUGUUCUUACACUGUCGUCUAUUAAGUUGCAUUGCUGCCAUCUACUGGUUCUGCUGGGUUUACUCUAAUAAAUACAGUUUUUCCUCGCUAAUGUUCACGCAAUUAAAAAAAAACAUUUUUUGUGACACCACAAAAAUAUGUAUUAAUAUCAUGUAUAUCAUAAUAUUCUUGGGUAAAUAAUUACAUUGUUCAUCAUCCAUGAUUUUUUUUAAUACACAAAGCUCCAUCUUCCUGAUUGUAGAAUGAUGUAGAUGAACAAUCAUCUUCCCACUUCCCAAACAAAUUUCUAACUUUGUGCCUAAACUUUACACUGAUCAGACAAAUGCAUUGUAAGCUACUUGUAUUUUGUAAAUACUUUGUAUAUUUAUUGUUUAGCCUUAUGUUACAUUGAAAGCAUUUAUGUUAAUGAAAAGUCAGAUUCAAUUGCAGUAUUAAUUUGGCCAAAAUACUUCUUUCUUACCUUGCCUACCACUAUGGUUGAUCACAGUUUAGUGUUAGGACUGAUGACUUAUAUUUUAUAUAUUAUGUUUUCUGUUUUAACUUUGUGUUGACUAGAAAACACACCUUAUAUAAAAUAUAUUUAUAAUGGAACGAGGGUCUAAACUUAGUUGUUUCUUAAUUCAUUUUUGAAUAACUUUGUUUAAAAUGGAGAAUAAGGGCCACAAAAUACCACGUGUGUACAAACGACAAUUUUGUUAAUUUUGUGGUUGUGUGUUUAAUAUGGGAGUGUGACCAUUCUGUGAAUGAACAGAUCUCCAGAAAUGUGGGGUUUCUCUUUGUAAAUUUGUUAUGAAUUCAUAUUACAGCACUGUUUAAACGUAACUUUCCUCAGUGAAAACACUGGUGGACACAUUUUUCUGAGAGUACAGCGCUACAGAAGUAGUCAAAUCUCUUUGCACGUUUCCAUUUUUCUUCUAAGUUAUGUUAACUAUCUUUUAUACAGAUGAUGUGACUUUCUCAAUGUCACAACUUACUAUUUUUAUUCAUAUUUUUCCACACGUGUCUCUGUGGAGUAGUUACUAGUUGUAGCCACAUUUCAUGCUCUGAACAAUUACAGUAUUAACCAUUUUCUUGUUUGCGUAUUGUACCACAGAAUUAAUAACCUGGAAAUUACAUUUGUGAUUAAAUGUACAAUGUGUACAGUACAGGUAGCCCACAGGCAUGUAUCAAACAAUAUAGUAGCAAUAAAUGUCCUUUUUUCAAAAAAGAAU
Molecule: messenger RNA, 3408 nt
Organism: Cynoglossus semilaevis (tongue sole)
Lineage: Eukaryota; Metazoa; Chordata; Actinopteri; Pleuronectiformes; Cynoglossidae
Product: transcription factor 12-like
Exons: 12
Coding region: 368-1855 (495 amino acids)
Biological process (GO): regulation of transcription by RNA polymerase II
Cellular component (GO): chromatin; transcription regulator complex
Molecular function (GO): protein dimerization activity; RNA polymerase II cis-regulatory region sequence-specific DNA binding; DNA-binding transcription factor activity, RNA polymerase II-specific
Source: RefSeq, a predicted model, not a curated record